AUGCCUGCCACUACCGCCGAAACCCUCUCCCUCGUUACAAGGAAUGUUUCUGUAGCACCUCUCGUCCUCCUCUCCGUGGCAGAUCAUUAUGGCCGCUCAGCGAAGGGCACGCGCAAACGAGUAGUUGGGGUUCUGUUAGGACAGAACGAUGGAAAGAACGUCCGGGUAUCAAACAGCUUUGCUGUGCCUUUCGAAGAAGAGGAGAAGGAUCCAUCAGUGUGGUUCCUUGAUCACAACUACGUCGAGUCAAUGAACGAUAUGUUCAAGAAGAUCAACGCACGAGAAAAGCUGAUAGGGUGGUAUCAUUCUGGGCCUAAGUUGAGAGCUUCGGAUUUGGAAAUCAACGAAUUAUUCAAGAGAUAUACCCCGAACCCAUUACUCGUAAUCAUCGAUGUUCAACCGAAGGAGGCUGGGGUGCCAACGGAUGCGUACUUCGCAGUAGAGGAGAUAAAAGAUGACGGAACCACCACAUCCAAGACUUUCGUACAUACACCUUCAAUCAUUGAAGCUGAGGAGGCAGAGGAGAUUGGUGUUGAGCAUCUGCUGAGAGAUAUCCGAGACGUGGCUGUUGGAACUCUGUCUACACGUGUCACAUCACAACUACAAUCCUUGCAAGGGCUGCAUCUACGAUUACGGGACAUUGGGCAAUAUCUCCAAAAGGUCCUGGAUGGAACCCUGCCUGUCAACCAUGCCAUCUUGGGCAACCUGCAAGAUGUCUUCAACCUUCUCCCUAACCUAUCCACCCCGAAACCCGCAUCACAUAUCUCCAACGGCGUCGACGCGCCGGUUAGCAAUAACAGCGAGCUGGCACAUGCCAUGAGCAUCAAGACCAACGAUCAAUUGAUGGCCAUCUACCUGAGCAGUCUGAUCCGAGCAAUUACUGCCUUCCACGACCUGAUCGAGAACAAGAUACAAAAUCGACAACAGCAAGAGGAGAAAGAAGCCAAAAAGGACGAGCCGAAGGAUGAGAAAGACAAGAAGACCGCAGUUGUAAAUGGCGUUAAUGGGGAGGCAAAGGAGAGCAAGGACGCGGAAAAGGAAAAGGAGAAGGAGGAUAAGGAUAAAAAGAAGUAA
Molecule: messenger RNA, 1074 nt
Organism: Amorphotheca resinae ATCC 22711
Lineage: Eukaryota; Fungi; Ascomycota; Leotiomycetes; Helotiales; Amorphothecaceae
Exons: 3
Coding region: 1-1074 (357 amino acids)
Biological process (GO): proteasome-mediated ubiquitin-dependent protein catabolic process
Cellular component (GO): proteasome complex; proteasome regulatory particle
Molecular function (GO): protein binding; metallopeptidase activity
Source: RefSeq, a predicted model, not a curated record